CAGCCGCCUUCUCAGAAGACCAGAUCAUGGAUUUCCAGGAGGCCUUCUCCAUCUUCGACCAGAAGGGUGAUGGCAAGAUCCAGGUGUCUCAGAUUGGCGAGGUUCUCAGAGCCCUCGGCCAGAAUCCUACAGAGUCAGAAGUGAAGAAGGUUUCACACCAACACAGACCUGAGGAGAGGAUCAGCUUCGAAGUGUUCCUGCCCAUCCUGCAAACCAUCUCCCGCCAGCGCCCUGUUGACACUGCUGACGAUUUCAUCGAGGGACUCCGUCACUUUGACAAGGAUGGCAACGGCUACAUAUCCUCAGCUGAACUCCGUCAUUUGAUGACUCACCUCGGUGAAAAGCUAACUGAUGAAGAAGUGGAACAAUUGCUUGCUGGACAGGAAGACUCUCAGGGCAACAUCAACUAUGAAGAGUUUGUAAGGCUUGUCCUGAGUGCCUAAGGCUCGAAGGUUCUUCUGGAGUAGUUAACGUAUAUGGGAAGCAUUUAAGUAUGAGUUUGGUCAUAACCAACGUUACGUAUUAAAGCUUUUAACUAUUACCACAGAUAUUUAUAUGCAAACGAGUCUACGAGAAAAUUUAAAAUGCUGUUCAAGGUAAUGCAUUUUUAUAUUUUAAUAGAUAUUUAAGUAUAUUUAAAAACAUAUAGUUACCUGGUAGAUUUUGCCUUUUUGUACUUACUAAUUGUAGAAGCUAUGCCUAUUAGCAGUAAGGAUGGAAAUUAAUAAAAAACAAAAAAAUUCAGGUUAUUGUAACCGUGAAAUUUGUUAGUAUUACAUGACAUUCCAUUUCAAGGAAAAUGUGAUGUAAGUUUGUAUUCAACUGUUUUAGAUUCAAUGCAUUAUAUUCUCAUGUUUGGAAUAAUAUAUCAUUUGUAAACAAUAA
Messenger RNA from Macrobrachium nipponense, 885 nucleotides. RefSeq names its product myosin-2 essential light chain-like. The transcript is spliced from 4 exons. Gene Ontology annotation, cellular component: myosin II complex. The coding region runs from base 27 to 443 and encodes 138 amino acids. The record is from RefSeq and is a predicted model, not a curated record. NCBI's taxonomy places the organism in Eukaryota, Metazoa, Arthropoda, Malacostraca, Decapoda, Palaemonidae. Gene Ontology annotation, molecular function: myosin heavy chain binding; calcium ion binding.